Molecule: messenger RNA, 2072 nt
Organism: Pocillopora verrucosa
Lineage: Eukaryota; Metazoa; Cnidaria; Anthozoa; Scleractinia; Pocilloporidae
Product: cytochrome P450 3A4-like
Molecular function (GO): iron ion binding; heme binding; steroid hydroxylase activity
Source: RefSeq, a predicted model, not a curated record
UAUUAGCAUAACUCUAUAACCAAGCGCAGGGUCGUUCUACAUAUUGGUUAAGUUGGUUUGGUCGAGCUAGCCUAUUUUCUGACGAUGGAUUUUGUUAAAAAUGCUGCAGAAUUUGAACAUUUAUGGAUUGCAUUAGUCAUUGGAAUCGUUUUGCUGGUCGCUUGGUAUGGCAUGGCACCUUUUUCCUUCUUCAAAAACCUGGGCAUACCUGGUCCUACACCAUGGCCAUUUUUGGGAAAUCUUCCUCAGAUAAUGAGCAAGCCCCAUCAAAUGUUUUUGUUUGACAAAGAAGUGGCUGAGAAGUAUGGAAGAGUAGCAGGGGUUUAUCUUGGUCGUAAACCAACUUAUGUGAUCUCGGAUGUUGAUCUAAUCAAGCAGAUCACUGUGAAAGAAUUUAGUAAAUUCCCAAACAGACCACUUUCUAGUAUUGGAAGUCAGUCUAUAUUUGAUAACAAGAGCUUGUUAACACUUGAAGAUGAAGAAUGGAGAAGAAUCCGUGUUACAAUCACUCCAACAUUCAGUGCACUGAAACUUAAACAGAUUACCCCUUUGGUUCACCAGUCAGCAAAGACACUGGGCAAAAAACUUGAACAAAUUGCUAAGACAGGAGAGAUAGUGGACAUGUGGAGGACUUAUGGAAAAUUCACCAUGGAAGUAAUCUUGGCUACAGCAUUUGGUGUCCAGGCAGACAUACAGAAUGAUGCCAAUGAGCAGUACACUCCAAAUGCAGAGGUUCUUUUUAAACAGCCUCCUCUUUCAUUUAUUUUAAUGGUGUUUCCAUUUAUGGCACGGUUGUUUCGGUUGGUGAUGAAGCUGAUACUGAGGUCGGAAAGUACUGAACGAUCAAAGUCAGCAAUGUUUUUAACUAAAGCUGCACAAGAAGUGAUGAGAAUGAGGAGAGAGUCUGGAGCUGCACAGAGGAAAGACGUAUUGGAGUUGAUGAUGAAAGCAGAGGUCACAGACAGUGAAGGGAAGAAAGUUAGUAAACUGACUGAUGGUGAAGUUCUGUCACAAUCUUUCACCUUCAUCUUGGCUGGAUAUGAAACAACAAGCAAUGCUUUAGCCUACACGACUUACUGUCUGGCACUGAACCCUGAAGUGCAAGAGAAACUGAUUGAAGAAAUUGAUGGGGCUGUUGGAGAUGAUGAAAAUGCUGCUUAUGACACAGUUCAGAACUUAGAGUACUUGGACAUGGUGUUAAAUGAAGCAUUGCGUCUCUUUCCUCCCGCUUUCAGGUUCGGCCGUGCUGUUAAAGAAAGUUGUACCUUAAAUGGUGUGCAGUUUGUUAAAGGUUCAGUGGUGAUUUUUCCUGUUUAUCAUUUGCACCGUGACCCAGAAUACUGGCCAGAUCCAGAAACCUUUGAUCCUGAAAGGUUUUCCCAGGAGGCUAAACAGCAGCGCAGCCCAUAUUGCUUCCUUCCAUUUGGCACAGGGCCACGCUCAUGCAUUGGGAUGAGAUUUGCGCUCAUGGAAGCUAAGAUGGCUCUGGUUCACAUUCUUAAGAGGUUUAAGUUUGAGCGCUCUGCAGAAACUGAGGUACCUCUUGAGCUCAAGGCAACAAUCACAAUGGCGCCAAAGAACGGAAUCCGUGUGAAGAUUGUUUCAAGGGAAUAAGUCUCAAACAAAGGGAUAGUUUUUCUGAUUAUUACCAUAAUUUUUUUUGAAUUGCUUAUUUAAUGAUUUUCAUCUUAGACACACUACAUUGCAGGUAGAAAACAUGAAAAAUGGCAAAGCAGUUAAGUAGAUUGAUGGCAUCAAAGUAACAAGGAAAAUCAUUUUUCAUAGUCCUUUGUGUGUUAACGUUGCCUUGUAUUAUCCCGUCAUUAAGCAAUGGUCAUUUUUGAAGACAUACUUUCUUGUGAAAAUCAUGUUAAAGUUUCGCCACUUGAUGUAGGAUCACAACUUGAGAAUUUAUUAUACUGACACCUGUUUGGCAUAUGAAGGUAUAUAUACAUUCAUUUGACAAAUUAUUAUUUUGUAAUCAAUACUUGUUAAUUUAAUAACCUUUAGCUGUCAGAACUGAAUGAUGCAUAACCACUCCAUGCAGUAUCAUCACACUGUAUGCUAAUGUA